AUGUUUACGGCUGCGAUCGUCAAGCGGGAAAGAGGGUUCCAAGUUGAGAAGGGAGAAAACUUUUGGGGUGGUAAGCAUGCCCAAACAUACUUCAAGAAAAAAGGAACCUGGCAAGCUAUAGCCAUUCAUGUUGACGAUGUGUCGGACGCAAUCAUUCUGCUGGCUGAGGAGGGAUUGAAAGCACAAGGUGGAAAGGCCCAAUGGGGAGAUGAGGGAUAUUACUUUGCUGAAGCAGAAGAAUUCGUAAUUCAAACUCUUCCGGAAAAGCCAAGAACAUACAGCUAAUUCCACUGCAGCAAUGGGGUAGCAUUGCUGUCGCGGUCACCAAGGCCCUGUACAAAGAAGGAGCUCUCAAGAGUGGGGAUGUCGACUCGAUCUCGAUAGAGGAUGCCACUCAGCAGCAUCAUUAUGCUUCGAUCCUUUGGAGGGGCAACUGCAGAAGUCGGGCUGACCGUCUCCAUGCUCUUGGAUGGGAGGCGAAGGCACCCAAUGUCUUGCAAAGCGUACCUGAGAUGAUUGCUGAAAGCCUUAAGAGCAUGUAAGGCAACUCUACUGAGAUCCAACGAAAUAUAGAGGGAUCGGAAAAGACGGACUGCUGAUAGAUGUGCCCUGAAUAGAAAAGUAUAGUAGAG
This is a messenger RNA of Hymenoscyphus albidus, 632 nucleotides long. The record is from the annotation of a GenBank genome assembly. NCBI's taxonomy places the organism in Eukaryota, Fungi, Ascomycota, Leotiomycetes, Helotiales, Helotiaceae.